GAUAAGGAUUAGCAUUGAACUGCUCGAGGUUUGGUUGGCCUGUUAAGGAAUCCAACUUGGGAGGGAAAGUAGCCCAGUUGAUGAUGACGUCGCUAACACAUGCGAGCGGAGGAUCGCCGUCGCUCGCCGUCUCUUCCAACUUCCGAGACCAACUCCGAUCCCCAAUCUUCCACGGAGUACCAACCUGAAUUGGCUUCUUGUUCUGCCCUCUCCAUGGCACUUACUGCCUGGUUUGUCAGAACAUGAGGAUACCCCUCCAGUUUCACCGUUUUUGUUCGACUUGUGGUAGAACACCACAACUCUUCUCACGCGUCCCUCUGCCGCCGAGCCGUCGCUUCGCACGUCCGUCAAUCCCGAAAUGUUCGGCUCGAUCUCGUCAGAGGGGGCUCCCAAGAUUUGGGACUGUGCUCAUAGCAGCGCUUGCUCCUGGCGCCUUUGUGGAACUGGCAGAAACGAAUGAGGACAAUAGAACCGGGGAGAAAUUGAUGUUAGAGGCGUCUCGCCAGGAGAUCCGAGACGAUAUCCUUGAACGAACAGAAGGGCGGAUAGGGAUUGGCGGCCCUGUAAUAGCUUAUUGGGUAUAUUACACCUACGACACAAUAGCCACUGGUCUCCGUUUCGUUCACUUAGUCGUGAUUUUUCUACCAGUCAUCCUUACGGCACCUACGAUAUGGCUUGGGAGGCGCAUAAAAAACCACGACGGGGUCCGAACAGGUACACUGUGGUGGUAUAACUUUCUCGUGAAGGCAAUGGAACGCGCGGGGCCUGCUUUCAUUAAGCUUGGUCAAUGGGCCGCCUCACGUACUGAUAUUUUCCCUCCACAAAUGUGCAGCACUUUGUCAUCACUGCACUCAAAUGCCCCAGCCCAUUCAUUGCUUGAGACUAAGCAGACAAUCCAGAAAGCCUUCCACGGGAUGCCCUUCGAAGACAUCUUUGAGGAAUUCAACGAGAAACCUCUUGGAGUAGGCGCUAUCGCACAGGUUUACAAGGCAAAACUCAAACCGAGCCUUGCAAAUCUUGCGGAUAAUGAGCUUACAUCCGCACCUCAGGACUUAGGAGGCAAGCUUAAAAAGAAUGUCGACGUCUUGGUAAAGAGUUCUCCCCAGCGCGUUCCGUCGUCAUAUGUUGCAGUUAAGGUUCUGCAUCCGCGCGUUGAGCGCCUAAUUCGCAGGGAUCUGCGGAUCAUGUCUUUCUUCGCCUCUUUGAUCAAUGCAAUUCCAACCAUGCACUGGCUAUCUUUCCCUGACGAGGUCACUCAAUUUGGAGAAAUGAUGAAGCUACAGCUUGACCUCAGGAUCGAGGCCACGAAUCUAAAGGUUUUCCGAGAGAAGUUUAGGUCCCGUACUACAGCUUGGUUCCCUUACCCUUAUUUGGACUACAGUACCCGUGAGGUCCUUGUUGAGGAGUUUGCCCAGGGCAUACCCUUGUCAACAUUCCUAGAAAUGGGAGGAGGCGUUUACCAGCACGAGAUUGCAAAUGAAGGCCUGGACGCAUUUCUUCAUAUGCUCUUGAUUGACAACUUCGUGCAUGCGGACUUACAUCCAGGGAAUAUCAUGGUCCGUUUCUAUCAGCCUAGUGAGCUUGAUCUAUCUCUUCGCAAACAAACGCGUGCAUCCGAAGCGCCAACAAGGAAGGAGGUUGAUGUGGCAGAAGCCGUGCUUGCGCGAUUACGACCACAUCUGAAUGAGCCACUGGAAUGGGAAAGGGCUCUGAAUGAUCUUAACGCGGAGGGCUACCGACCGCAACUCAUCUUCAUUGACACAGGUUUGGUGACUCAACUGAACGACACGAACCGUUCGAACUUCCUGGCUCUCUUCCGAGCUGUUGCUGAGUUCGACGGCCACCGCGCAGGAGAACUCAUGGUUGAGCGGUGUCGCCAACCGGAGGAAGUCAUCGACCCCGACAUUUUCGCCUUAAGAAUGCAACACCUUGUUCUUGGGGUGAAGUCGCGAACAUUUGCGCUAGGAAAUAUCAAAAUCGGUGACGUCCUGAGCGAGGUGUUAUCCAUGGUACGGCGCCACCACGUUCGUCUCGAAGGCGAUUUUGUGAAUGUUGUCAUCUCCAUCCUCCUUCUUGAGGGUAUAGGCCGGAGCAUGGAUCCCAACCUCGAUCUCUUUAAGAGGCAAGAACCGACUAUCCUCGCCUUUUUAAUAUUCGAAUGCCUCCCACUCGCUUACUGACUCGCUUUUCAGUGCACUCCCCAUCUUACGGAAACUCGGCUCCAACGCCACGUUCUUGAAAACAGUCCGAUCGGGUGAUACCUCAAUGCUUCGUGUUUGGGUCGGGUUAGAAGCCCGGGGACUACUAAGGGCCAGCAUUGAGAGCGUAGAGCAGUGUGUGAAGUACGAUCAACUGUCCCCUAAUAUCUAGGCUUGGGUGGGAGGAGUGGCCCGAUUUUCAGAUAUCACCUUGUCUAUAAUAUAUACCAUGUUGAUGCUUUAGAACCGGAAGUUCGGGCUUUUGUAUAUUACUUAUUAUCACUGUUAAUAUAUAUUAUGUCCAUGGCGGGCUCCACCUGGCCCACACCAUGAUGAACUACGUAAAGGCAAUGCAUAUGGAAAUGCCGCGAG
Molecule: messenger RNA, 2570 nt
Organism: Aspergillus versicolor CBS 583.65
Lineage: Eukaryota; Fungi; Ascomycota; Eurotiomycetes; Eurotiales; Aspergillaceae
Product: ABC1 kinase family protein
Exons: 2
Coding region: 243-2180 (645 amino acids)
Cellular component (GO): mitochondrion
Source: RefSeq, a predicted model, not a curated record